AUGUACCGGUCCACGAAAGGAGCCUCCAAGGCACGGCGGGAUCAAAUCAAUGCGGAGAUUAGACAUCUGAAGGACCUGUUGCCCAUUGCUGAAGGAGAUAAACUUCGGCUCUCUUAUCUCCAUAUCAUGUCGCUGGCUUGCAUCUACACUCGGAAAUCCAUCUUCUUCUCCAAAGGUGCACCUUUGGAAGGCUUGGAGAGCUUGCUGUCUUCCCAGGACUUAGACGAUUUCAUGCAGGCGCUUCCUGGUUUCCUUUUGGCGUUCACUGGAGAAGGCAAACUCAUCUAUGUGUCGGAGACUGUGGCUGAGCACUUGGGGCAUUCUAUGGUGGAUUUAGUGGCCCAAGGAGACAGCAUCUACGACAUAAUUGACCCAGCAGAUCAUUUUGUGAUGAAGAAUCAGUUGGCGUUGCCUUCUCCAUUAAAUACCGAACGUCUCUUCCGUUGUCACUUCAACACUUCCAAAACAAUCCGGCGUCAAAGUGCAGGAAAUAAGCUGGUUCUGAUUCGCGGCCACUUCCACCAACCUCCUCCGGGGUCUUAUUGGUCCACCAAUCCUGUCUUCACAGCCUUUUGCACUCCUCUCGAUCCUAAGCCCAGAAUGGGUCAAAAUGCGUUCUUCCUCUCGGCUUUUGAGAGUCGCCAUACGAAAGACUUGGCCAUCGUGGAUAUCUCUGAAAGUGUGAUCUUCCAUCUGGGCUUUGAGAAGAGCGAACUCUUCUGCAAAUCGUGGUACGGCCUGAUCCACCCUGAAGAUCUCAGCCAUGCUUCGGCCCAGCAUUACCGACUGUUGGGUGAUCAAAGCAACACACAAGCUGAAAUGGUGAUCAGGCUCCAAGCAAAAGACGGCGUAAGCUGGAUCUGGGUCUACUCGUUGCUUCGCUUGGAGGGCACGGAGAUCCCCAUCGUUGCUCACAACUACGUCAUCAGCGAUUCCGAAGCUUGGUGCCUGAAGCAGCAACUGUCUGCCGAAGGAUCCCAAGGGACGUACACCCUGGAAAGCACCACCACUUUCCUGGAGAGUCUCCUGUCUCCUGGACAGCUCUCCAGCCCCGAUCAAGUCUUCACGCCCGCGGCCGGCACCCCCACCAGCACUCUUGCGGCCCCGACGUUCGAUUUCAGCUCCGCCGGGGCCCCCGAAGGUCCCUCGGCCUUUGGCGAGCCUGCCGAAGGCCUGCCGGAAGGGAUGGUGGAACCUGGGAAUAUCUCCUCCAUAGAGGACGCCCCGCCAGGUUCCACCCUCAGCCUCCUUGUCAAAGAGCCGGCCUUCGGCUACCUCCUCCUCCCGCAAGGAAGUUACGGAGCGAUGUUUGCAAGUGAGGCGCCCAGCGGCAAACCUGCCUCCAAAGAUGUGGUCUGCACCCCUCCUUACACCCCGCACCAGAGCUCGCCUUUCCUCUUUGGAACUCAAGAGCUUUACGGAGCCCACGGCGGGAGCAGCCCUACGGCCGGGCCUCCCGGGACAGCUUCCGGCAUCGACUCGCCUGCCGGUCUCACCGCCGUGAACGCCUCCGAGCUGUUCUUCACCCAAGAACCAUGCCAUAUUCUCUAUGAGAAACUCCCCCCGACUCCGGACAGCCCCGGUAAUGGGGGCUGCACCGUCAUGAGCUUGCCGGAGAUCAGAGGUCCCCUCUACGUUGAUGUGCCUAUGGUACCCGAGGGGAUGCUGACUCCGGAGGCCUCGCCCAUCAAGCAGAUGUUCUUCAGAUAUUCUGAGAAGGAGAAGAACGAAAUCGAGCAGUUGGCUCAGCAGCUCUGUAGCCUGGCAGAGACUUUUGGCUCCCCGGCGUCCCGGGAAGUCGCCGAGAACGGCCAGGGGUCUCUCCAAGAGGACCUGCCGGGCCCCGGCCCCGAACUCUCUCCCGUGCCCGAACCUUGCCCGGAUUUCCAACUGCCCAAAACCUGGAGGAGCGUGGAUUUCUCCGUCUUGACCUGCCUGGAGGACGACCUCCUGGAAGAGACGGCUCUGGAGACCCUCCUCCAAGACCUGUCUUCCUUUCUGUUCGAGAAAGGGGGGGCAGGGAUGAGGUGCCCUCACCACCAGUUCUGCGGUGGCGACGUCAGUAGUCCAGUCGGCUUGGACACCGAAGAUAGUAGCCCAGGAGUCUUGGCUCCCUCGCCAAGGAUGGACUUAGCUCCAGAAGAGCCAUGUUUUUUGGAAGAGCUGGCCUCCUUCGACACAGCCUUUGAGACACGUGCCUCAAACUCUCCCUACGAGGGGUUAGAUGAGUUGUAUCAACUCCCGAGCCAAAGGCCCCAAGGCUUCCAGGAAGAUCCAGCCGUGGUUUGA
Protobothrops mucrosquamatus (brown spotted pit viper) is the source of this 2289-nucleotide messenger RNA. RefSeq names its product neuronal PAS domain protein 4 (gene NPAS4). Gene Ontology annotation, molecular function: DNA-binding transcription factor activity, RNA polymerase II-specific; RNA polymerase II transcription regulatory region sequence-specific DNA binding; protein dimerization activity. Gene Ontology annotation, biological process: regulation of transcription by RNA polymerase II. The transcript has 8 exons. The record is from RefSeq and is a predicted model, not a curated record. NCBI's taxonomy places the organism in Eukaryota, Metazoa, Chordata, Lepidosauria, Squamata, Viperidae. The coding region runs from base 1 to 2289 and encodes 762 amino acids.